Molecule: messenger RNA, 3162 nt
Organism: Leptidea sinapis
Lineage: Eukaryota; Metazoa; Arthropoda; Insecta; Lepidoptera; Pieridae
Gene: sud1
Product: prolyl 3-hydroxylase sudestada1
Exons: 9
Coding region: 92-1927 (611 amino acids)
Biological process (GO): peptidyl-proline hydroxylation; regulation of translational termination
Cellular component (GO): cytoplasm
Molecular function (GO): L-ascorbic acid binding; peptidyl-proline dioxygenase activity; iron ion binding
Source: RefSeq, a predicted model, not a curated record
GGUUAAGCGUCUCUAAAUAAGAGCAAGUAGUUUUGUUUGUGGUUUUUUAUUUAUUUCUUUUUAUAUUAUGUAGUUUGCAUUAUUAAUCGCAAUGUAUUCUACGAGCUGUGAAAAUGAUAAGGAAGAACCAUCAUCAAGCUCUGAAGCGCAGUGUUCUAAUAGCGCUUGUACUGAAGCCGGGCCGUCUGGUAAACCGCCAGCUAAACGGCGACUUUCAAACACUGUUAUAGAAAUAUCGGAUACGGAUAGUGAUGAUUCUGAUGUGUGUGCCGUGAAAUCCUACCAAGCUUCUGCAGAUGAAGUUAAGAGAAUCCGUAAAGCUGAUUAUUCAUCAUCAUCAUCAACAUCAGAUUACACCUCUGAUUCUAAUGAUCCAUGGGAAGAUGAUGCUAUUGUUAUUUAUGAAAAAAAGGAAACUAUAGUGAGCAAAGCACACCUAAACCCUAGAGCAGAGAGACAUGCAAGACCCAGAAUUAACCAAUCCAUUUUGGCUCAAGAACUAAUAGGUAGAAUAUCAACUAGCUGGUCUGAAAAAAGCGAUCACAAAUGUGAUAAGGUAACACUUACAUGCAAACCAUUCCGUGUCUGUUUGAUGCACAACUUGCUGUCAAAUCCGGAGAUUAUAAACAACAUUGUAGAUGACAUGAACACAUUAGACUGGACGAGAAAGAAAAUGGAUCUUUAUGAGUUUCAUCAGACAACAGAUUUAGCGAAUUUAACAUGGCAGAGAUCAAUAGGGGGCAUUUAUGAACUGUUGAAGACCGACAUAAAAAGUUGGGUUUCUCAAGUGACAGGCUUAGAUCUUAAAAGCGUCUCCGCGUCAUGCUCGUUGUAUGGUCCAGGAGAUCACCUGCUGGUCCAUGAUGACAGACUUUCAGACAGACGAGUGGCUUUCAUACUGUAUCUAGCGCCGUGGCAGCAACCAAUCAAACAUGCAUUACUCCAAAACGGUGGGGGUGAUACACAAAAAAAUGAAAAGGAGAGCACCUGGUGCGGCUGGUCUCCGGAGAUGGGCGGCGGCCUGGAGCUGUUCUCGAUGGACCAGGACGGAGAGCCCGCCACCGUCGAGCACACCGUAUACCCCGCUAACAACAUGCUGGCCUUCUUCCAAGUGGGCCCGGAGACCUAUCAUCAGGUGAGUGAGGUGUUGUCGAUGGAGCUACCCCGUCUGUCUAUCAACGGCUGGUUCCACGGCCCCGGCGUAAAGUCCGAGCCGCCGAUGUCCACGCCGCCCGUCAAACAUCGCGCGCACUCUCAAGUCGUGGUGCUGCAGCAGUGGGUGUCCAAUGCCUACAUGUCGGCCAGGUCUCGGUCCCAGGUGCAGGCCCACAUCGAGCGAGCCAGCGAGGCCUCGCUCACCGACCUGCUCACCGCGCCGCGUCAGGCCGCGCUCACGGAGGCUCUGAGCAACGGCCAAGACAUCGAAUGGGAGUUGUGUGGGAACAGACACGAGCGGUAUUACAUGCGCAUCAGCGAGGCGUGGCUAGCAGUCAAAGAGGACGUACCUGCUGGCUCGGAGGGCCACGUGGUCAGAGAGCUGGUCAAGUUGUUGAGCAGCAACACCUUCAUCAGAAUGCUGGCGGAGUGCACUGACCUCCCGCUCACACAAUACUCUAACCUGGAGGUGCAGCGCUGGAAGCGGGGAAACUUUACGUUGCUGCCUCCACGAGAGCACUACGCCGAAAGCCGUUUGGAAGCAGUCCUUUAUCUCGGUGUGCCGAAGCACCCGAUCUGUGGCGGCCAGACGAUCUAUGUGGCUCCGGAGGACCCUGAAUGUGACGCAUUGGUCACUGUCCCACCAGUCCACAACACCUUGAGCCUCGUGUACUGCGAUGUGGGGGCUACAUCUUUCACCAAAUACCUCAGCAAGCUCACAAUGGACGAGAUGGAAUACUUCUUCAUUGUUACAUGUUCUUAUUGGGAGUGAAGUGGUGUGAAUUCUAAUGAAAUUAGAACUCAACGAUUUGUGUGGUGUGAAUUGGUUCUUAAAAAAUUAAUUUAAGUUUUACUUAACCAUUCAUCUGCUGUGAAUAAUGUCUCACAACACUGAUUUAAAAAAUUACUGAGGAAUAUUAUAAAAAAUGUAAGGCUACUACAAUUUGAAAAAGGGUAAAUCAAGAAUAGAUGACUACUUACAAUAUUUUUGACAUGAUAAUAUUUCAUUAAUAUUAAAAAGUUUUUAAAAUAAGCUAAGAUAUGUACUGUAGUGUUAUAAAUUAAUUGAUGUAUUUGAUAGUUUAUAGUGCUUACCACCAGUUUAAAAUCUGCUGACAAUGGCAGUCGUGACAGUUUCAGCAUCAAAAAUGUUUUCGCGCGUAAUUCAGAAUUAAUUCAUAGUAAAAACAAAGCAAAGUUUGUGUUUUUAUGAAACCACAAUGCAAGUUAAACAUUUUUUCACAAAAUAACAUAUUAAUAUCACCAUAUAAAAAAAAAUUCAUAAAUUAUGCUUUACAUGUUUAUAAAAUAAAAUUAUGAUGUAAUAAAAAAAAACUUUGUUUGGUCUGGGGUAUGAACUUACUCCCCUCUCGGUACAUUAGCUUAAAUCUGGCGCCUUAGACCGCGCGACCAAACUGACUUGAAAGCAGUAGUUGAAAUUAAUGAUACAACUUCACCCCUACUGGGCGAUAAAAUGUAACUAAAGUUUCACUUUAUAAAUACUUUUUUGACGUUAUAUAUUAUUUUAUUGCUGAAAUAAAGUAAUUUUCUAGAUAAGUGGAUGUCUAGCGACAUAAUAUGUAGAUCAGGAAUGCAAAAUCUGUCACCACGCCUAUUGUUUUGGUGAAUCUUUUAAUUAAUCGAUUUAGUAAUAUCCUAGCUUUUACAGUAUAAUUAUUUUUUGCUUUGUUAAAAUACCUAGUUGUAUUUUUUUGCAUUUAAUAAGUUAAAUUCUUGUUAGAAGUACCUACUGUGUGGAAAUUUAAAAUUCUUGAAUACAUGAUUGUAUAAGUUCCCACAGUUGUUAAAAAAUGUAUCGUACAAAUUCAUUUGUAACAAUAAAAUAUUGAGUGUAAAUACAACACUAAAGUAAGUUAAUAUGUAUAAGUAGGACAUCUUCGCGAUUAACUGGCGUCAAAAGUGGCAAGGGGCAGAGAACACUUCGAUUGUUCACACUUCCCGAGAGUUGUAUCAUAAUAAUUAAAUAAAAAAAUAUUUUUAUUUCAA